Didymella exigua CBS 183.55 is the source of this 1058-nucleotide messenger RNA. RefSeq lists its product as uncharacterized. The record is from RefSeq and is a predicted model, not a curated record. The transcript has a single exon. Bases 1 to 993 code for a protein of 330 amino acids. Lineage: Eukaryota; Fungi; Ascomycota; Dothideomycetes; Pleosporales; Didymellaceae.
AUGUACAACUAUCGGACUGAUGAGGAGCGAUUUGUGAGCGAGCGUCGCGACGCCAUUUUAGCACCUGAUCAGUAUCAGUACGUAGCUUCGUCUGCGUUUGAAGACCUACCGAUUCACAUUGACACCGAACGUGAUCGUUCAGCGCCAGGUGCUCGUGUACGAAACGGUCUUCCGUUCGACGAAACCCUAUCUCCGUACUUCCCAAACCGAAAGGGGUAUCCCUCUUACCAAAACGCGGCUUGCGGUCAGUCCCAAACACUUAUCGACCAAACAAGUCUUCCGGUGCAGCUCUCAUACGCCAGCCUUGAAGAUGCGGAAAGCGGCGCAGCCUCUUUGCACUAUCAACACGCAUGGUAUCCACAGUCCACCGUGCCAGAGACGCAAGAAGAAUGCACAUUCUGGGUCUCGCACCUGAUGGCUGCGAUACUAGACACUUCUUCCUGCCUAGAGAACCGCACCAAAGGUAGCUUCCCCAAGCGAUGGGCACCAUCAUCGUCAGGGCAGCGCAAUUCAUACUAUCAGCUCGAAGCGAUGGAGUUGACAUGCUGGAAACUGUUCGAUUGCGCCGUGAACCUGCACCGCCACGGCACCGCAGCACUGGCCGUGCACGACGACGGAGCGCUGCAGGACGUCACACAGCUCAAUCAGCAGCUGAGCUUCUCGCAGCGAGUGUGCGCUAUCUGCGAUCUUUUGCGGUCUUCAAAGACACGUUGUGACAAGCUCAUGAAGGGCGAGUUCCUGGCCAUGACAGUGGCGUGUCCGAAGGGUAAGCUCAAGGAUGUAGAGACGAAUGGUAAGAAUAAUAAGACCCGACAAGAGCUUCUUGAGAUGGGUCGGGAAACGAAGCGGCAGCGACUGGAGGCGCAUACACAGGAGCAGAUGGCGGUGGCAGGGUGGGGCAUGGAGCGGAAGCGGCAGGUGGACCUUAAUUGUGACGACGAUACGUACGCUGAGGAAAGCGCGCCACGUCGCAAGCGCCAGCGAAAGCAGUAGAAGAACUGAGAGGUUUCGUAUGUAUAGAGUGUCUAAAACUGGUGUGCAUGAAAUGUUAUGAACGG